AUGACGUUCCUACGAAGUGGAAAGGAAAACAGAGAAAUCGCGAUUGAGAGAUUUUUUCCGCUGCAGCAUAAAACGAGAGAGCGCGACGAAGAUUUUCAAGAUUUUGCAACCCUAAAUGCAUGUAUGUUUGGCUUCUUUCGGCUGUCGGGAAAAAGAACGACAAAAACUACUCCUCUUACGACUCGGUGGUGUGCGCACGCGAACUCCUUCGCGCGAGGCGGCGGCGCGACAAACUCCACCUGUCCGCGUAAAGGGAGGAUGACUGCUACUGCGCCAACAACGACGACGAAAGAUGAUUCAGACGUAAACGAGAUGAAAAAAAAAACGAAGGUUCCAUUCCCGCACUUGAGAGAUAUCCACGCGUACGAACCGACGACCUUUCUUUAUAAUCCAGGAGAACUGCAUCCGCAAAAGAUAAAAAAGCAAGAUUGGAUACGCGUGUUUCGGAUGGCGUUGCCAGAGUUUACGAAACGAGCAAAAAUGGACGAAACAGUGGAGGAUGCAGACGUGAAAUCGGAAGUCUUUCGAGAACGAUUUGAGAAGUAUUUGAACGAUUUGAACGAGAACGAAGACGAGAAGAUGAACGUGAUUCACAUGUGUCGUUUCAGAGACGAGUGUUUACGACGGCUUGGAUUUUACGACUGUUUUAGAACGGUGAAGCGAGAGGAGAAUAUGAAAGCGUUGGAGGCGUUGCCGAGAGUUUUAGAGCGCUUGGAGGAGGAAAACGCGGGGAUAUUAGAGCUGGUGAAAGGCGUGUUUGCGGGAAAUAUUUUCGAUUUAGGCGCGGCGGCGAGUCAGGCUUUGUUUACCGACGGAGAUAAAGGAGGAGAAGACGACAUCUCGAAAUCGUUCUUCGAGACGCGAGAUACGAAAACGGACGUGUUCGUGGUGAAUAAUUUCGACGCGUUAAAGGAAAGAUGGAAUGAUUUAACACGAGUGCACGAGAAGUGUUGCAUUUUCGUCGACAACGCCGGCGCGGAUGUUAUUUUAGGCGUCUUGCCGCUCGCGAGAGAGAUGUUGAAGAGAGGCACGAAAGUUGUCUUAUGCGCGAACGACGUGCCGUCGAUUAACGACAUUACGAUUAAAGAACUCGAAGAACUCGUGUUUCCGACUUUACUUCGUAUGAAUGACAAAGAUAACGUGUUUAAAAAAGCGAUCGAAUCAGGGCAGCUCGCCUGCAUCGGCUCCGGUUCCGAUUUGCCGGUGAUAGACUUGCGAGAAAUCAGCGAACCAUGCGCGAAUGAGUGCCUCGAUUGCGACUUGGCCGUUCUCAUAGGUAUGGGUCGCGGUAUCGAAACGAAUUUAAGAGCCGAAUUCAGUAUAGAUCGCAUUAAUUUAGGCAUGGUCAAGCACGAAGAAGUCGCCCAGUUGUUAAACGGUCCGCUCUACUCGUGCGUCUGCGCUUUCAACGCGGGCGCAAACACAGUGUAG
Bathycoccus prasinos is the source of this 1431-nucleotide messenger RNA. RefSeq lists its product with no specific name. Gene Ontology annotation, cellular component: nucleus; cytosol. NCBI's taxonomy places the organism in Eukaryota, Viridiplantae, Chlorophyta, Mamiellophyceae, Mamiellales, Bathycoccaceae. The record is from RefSeq and is a predicted model, not a curated record. The coding region runs from base 1 to 1431 and encodes 476 amino acids. Gene Ontology annotation, molecular function: ATP binding; pantothenate kinase activity. Gene Ontology annotation, biological process: coenzyme A biosynthetic process. The transcript has a single exon.